AUGUCAAGCUACAGAGCCUUUUCGAGUUGUGAAGUAUGGCAAUCAGAAAAUUUCGAACCUGGGGAAGAAAAUUUUCUCUACUCAAGAAAACCCGAGUUCUUGAUUGAGAUUUUUGCUUCCUUUACAAGGGAAGAAGAUUACCCUCUAGUUCCAAGGUCUACUUUACACUUCCAUAAGUUCAAGGAGCAAUGUCACCUUUUAACAGAGAGCAGAACAUCCUGGUCUGUGAUAUCCAACAUGCUUACUCAGAUACUGGUUCCCUAUCAUGUUCAGCCCUUCAUGAUCCACACUAUUUCUACUCGUGCUCGUGAGAUUGCCGGUGAGCCUGAGAACGCAAACCGAAACACCAUUCCGAUACUAGUGUCCCUUACAGUUGGACAAGAACCAUUCUUGGAGGACCAAGACGAACCCGAAAUUUCUGACCAUGUGUUACAGUUGGUGCGCGCAAGAAAGUCAGCAAUUGAUGAGCUAGAGAAGGUGAAAGUUGAAGGCUGUGCAAAGCCUUGUGUUAUAUGUUUGGAAGAGAUUGUAAACGGUUCUGAAGCCACUCGCAUGCCUUGCUUUCAUGUCUACCAUGAGAGUUGCAUAGUGAACUGGCUGGAGAAGAGUCACCUCUGUCCGUUGUGUCGGUUUGAGAUGCCGGCCGAAUUCUCAUGA
This is a messenger RNA of Prunus persica (peach), 657 nucleotides long. Its product is annotated as E3 ubiquitin-protein ligase RNF6. NCBI's taxonomy places the organism in Eukaryota, Viridiplantae, Streptophyta, Magnoliopsida, Rosales, Rosaceae. The transcript has a single exon. The record is from RefSeq and is a predicted model, not a curated record. Gene Ontology annotation, molecular function: ubiquitin protein ligase activity. Gene Ontology annotation, biological process: protein ubiquitination. The coding region runs from base 1 to 657 and encodes 218 amino acids. Gene Ontology annotation, cellular component: cytoplasm.